AUGAGGAAAACCACCAGUGAAGAAGAGGAAGCAGAAAGCCAAAGGGAGAAAGAGUUGAAGCUAAGUGUUAUCGUUUGGAAAGAUGUGGGAAAAGUUGUGGGCUCAGAUAGCAGCUCAAUUGCAGGAAGAACAGACAAUGAGAUAAAGAAUUUUUGGAAUUCAUGUUUGAAAAAGAAGCUGAUGAAGCAAGGAAUUGAUCCAGCAACUCACAAGCCAUUGGAGGAAAACAUGGAAGCCAUUAAAGAUGAGAAGAAGAACAGUACUUAUAAUAACGAGAAGCCAAAAAUGGAAGCUAUUCAUCAUCAUCAUCAUCUUCAUGGAAAUAUUUCCAAGAUCAACGAAGAAUCAUCACAACAUUUUGUUAACAAGAUUGAAUUUGAUUCUCUCAGCUCUUACUUAAACGGUGAGUACAAUAACAAUUCACAAUUUGCAUCAGUACAAUACAAUUCCAAUAUCAGAUCAUAUGAUCAAAACUUUUUCUAUUCAAAUUCAAGUAUUGGGAUAGGAAGUUAUUCAAGUUGUGAACAUGGGAACGUGUCAAGAACAGAUUUUUCUGAGAAUUCAGCAUCUGGGUUGACUUCAUUUUUUAUGAAUGAAGUAAAAGAAAGCUCAAGUAAUAAUAGUUCAGUAGUGAGUAAUUAUUCAGGGUAUCAUAUGAACAAUAAUCCAGGUGAAAACAACAACAACAACAACAAUGAAGGUGGAUUUUCAUGGGAAUCUGAGAACAAGCUCGAGAAUUUGUUAGAGUUUCAAACAAAUCAAAUGAAGAACUUGGAAUUCAAAGGAAGUUCUUCUGUUGAAGAAUCAAAGAUCAUUCAAAAUCAAAUAAAUUCAGCAACUUUUGGAAGCUAUCAUCCUUUAAUGUCAAUGUCAGAAAAUGAAAGAGCAGGAAGUUUUGGAAUCGAUGAUGAACUGCAAGCUGACAUUGAAGGUGGAAAUGGGGACAUAUUAACUACUAAACAAAAAGUGAAGGAAAAAACAGUUGUCGAUGGUCAGACUGGACACGGUAAUGAUGGAACAGUAGCUAAUAGUGAGAAGGAAGAUGGCAUCAAUGCUGAGCUAGCCUUGCUCCUUCUGAAGAUGCAAUUGUUGAUUCUCUUUUAG
Messenger RNA from Cucumis melo (muskmelon), 1104 nucleotides. RefSeq lists its product as uncharacterized. NCBI's taxonomy places the organism in Eukaryota, Viridiplantae, Streptophyta, Magnoliopsida, Cucurbitales, Cucurbitaceae. The coding region runs from base 1 to 1104 and encodes 367 amino acids. The transcript is spliced from 6 exons. The record is from RefSeq and is a predicted model, not a curated record.